Molecule: messenger RNA, 2113 nt
Organism: Clunio marinus
Lineage: Eukaryota; Metazoa; Arthropoda; Insecta; Diptera; Chironomidae
Source: the annotation of a GenBank genome assembly
AAAAAUAUUUUAUUAUUUCUGUGUUUCGUCUAUCCAUACUUCUUCUAUUUUAACUAAUACAAAUUUAGAAAUAAAAAUAUCCAAAACUACUCAAAAAUGAGUCAAGAGAAGCUCUCUAGUAACAAACUUGAUAUCGAAGGUGCACAACAACGCUCGAGCGCUGACGAAAAAUUAAAAGAAACUUACAAGCCCAUUUCUGAAGAUUUUGGGUCAGAUCUAACCACAGGAGACGCAGUAAAAAAUUCAAACAUGGCCCGAGAAAACGGAGAUCCCGUCAAGGAUGGAGCUGACGAAAAAAUGUUGGAAGGAAGCGAAAAGGAAAAUCUUGCAUUGAAGAAUGUCGAAGUGAAAUUCAUUUCCGGAGAUUCCAAUCCGAAUGGUGACGCAAAAAUUGACAUCGGAAAUAUUGAAAAGGCUUUUACUGGUAUGACGAAAGAAGAGUUGAUGAAAUAUGCAAACGAUCCAUUCUGGGUUAGAUUGCGUUGGAUUUUAUUCAUCUUUUUCUGGGCUUUGUGGAUUGCAAUGCUUGCUGGUGCGAUUUCAAUCAUCGUAUUUGCUCCAAAAUGUGCUGCGCCCACGCCGUUAGUCUGGUGGAAGAAAGGUCCUUUAAUAACAAUUGAUGGAAGUGAAACUGAAGAUGUCAUCAAGGAAAUUAAGAAUUAUAAUGCCAAGGGAGUUGUCUAUGAAUUGUCUGGUGAUGAAACUUACUUCGUUGAUACUCCUUUGGUCGAGUCAAAGAUCAAGAAAUUGGUGGAAACUUACAAAGCAAACGAUAUUCACGUUGUUUUGGAUUUGACUGCCAAUUACGUCACAAAAGAAGACAAGUUGUUUAAGGAAGCGACUGAAGCAGUUGUUACACCAGAAGUUCUCUCUGCGUUUGUCACAGCAAACACUGCCGAUUUACCUAAUAAUUGGAAGAAAGUCCACGGAACUGAACCAGCAUGGAAAAAAGAAGGAAAGCUUUACUUCCUCAGUCAAUUUGAAGACAAUUAUGAUCUUCAAAUGACAAGUCCAGUCGCGCAAAAGAAGUUGAGUGAUGUAUUGACACAUCUUGUAGCGUUAGGCGUGAAAGGUUUCCGUUUGCUGAAUGCACAACAUUUCAUUAUCAAUCCGGAGUUGAGGGAUGAAAUUCCUGAUCGAAAUCAUAAUCAUGGCAUGAACGAAUAUGGUUUCUUCACACAUGGUCAGACGAUUUAUCAAGAUGAUCUUGGAAAAGUUAUCAGGAACUUUACAAGAGUAGUUCAUAAUGUCACCGACAACGCAGGAUUUUUGACCAUUCGAGAUGAUUCUGCGGUUCGAGCUGAAGUCUUUGUUGACAGCAAAUUGAAACAUUUUACUUUUGAUCUUCCGUAUUUUAAGUUCCUUGAAACUUUCUUGAAAUCAUCAAAACAAACCGUUCCUAAACAGAUUUAUAAUGGAUUUGCAAAUCUUAAUGGCACUGUUGAUGAUGAAAGCUUGUGGAUUCAACUUUCAUACAAACCAGAAAACUUCAAGGGAGCUCUCGAUGCUUCAGGUUACAACAUCUUUAUGGGAUUCUUACGUGGUGUUCAAAUCACCAGCAUCAAUGCUUUGAACUAUAAUGGAAGCAAGAGUGAAAGCAUGAAGAAACUUGAAGAAGCACGCGAAUCUCAAGUCUUCCAACAUGGAAAGUUCGAAUACUUCUUGAGUCACAACGAGACUGCUUUUGGUUACACGAGAACAAAGUCUGGUAUGCCUGGCUACUUCAUUGCUAUGAACCCAACUGAUGAAGAUAUCAAAGCCAACUUCACUUUCGGAGGAACUGCAUUGGAAUUGUCUGUUUUGAUGUUGAGUGAUGGCUUCAAUGAUAAUCCAUUGAAGAGCAAAAUCAUCAGCAAUGAAAUUCCACUCACCAAACAUUCAGUGGCAGUUUUCACUUUUGUUCCACAGUAAAAUGAUCUGAAAUUAAUCUCAAUCAAAUCUGCAUGCUUAUAAUCAAUAAAUUACUCAACGAUGAUGAUAUUCGAUCAAAGAAAUAAAAUUUGAUGACAAUAUGUGUAGCCUCUUUGUGAAAAUUUGGACGAAUCUUUGUUCAUUUUUUCUAUUUAAUGUUCAAUCAAAAUAUUCCAAUAAAAGUUUUAAUGUAGCAUCAGAA